AUGACAGAUGAGUGGGAUGGAAAACAGCGAGAAGACGGUGAUCCUGAAGCAGAAGAACAGGAACUGCAAGCAAUGAAACAACGUGUUGCUGAGAUGGAAGCUGAAGCAGAAAAAUUGCGUGAGAUUCAGGCAAAACUUGAUAAAGAGAAUGCACAACUUCUGGAAAACAAAGAAGAUAUAGAUUCUCGUAGUGUAUAUGUUGGAAACGUUGAUUAUGGUGCAACACCUGAAGAAAUACAAGCACAUUUUCAAACAUGUGGAACAAUCAACCGUGUUACAAUUCUUUGUGAUCGUUAUUCUGGACAUCCAAAAGGGUUUGCUUAUAUUGAAUUUUCCGAGCCUGGACUUGUUCCACAGGCUUUGGUUUUGAAUGAAAGUUUGUUUCGGGGUCGUUUGCUUAAAGUCGUACCAAAACGCACAAAUCUUCCUGGAAUGUCCCGUGGAAGAGGACGGGGACGUGGUCGUGGAUAUCGUGGACGCUAUGGAUAUCGUGGCGGCUACCGUGGUUCUUAUCGAAGUGUACCAUAUUAA
Messenger RNA from Pneumocystis jirovecii RU7, 531 nucleotides. RefSeq lists its product as uncharacterized. The record is from RefSeq and is a predicted model, not a curated record. Lineage: Eukaryota; Fungi; Ascomycota; Pneumocystomycetes; Pneumocystales; Pneumocystaceae. Bases 1 to 531 code for a protein of 176 amino acids. The transcript is spliced from 2 exons. Gene Ontology annotation, molecular function: RNA binding.